This is a messenger RNA of Lymnaea stagnalis (great pond snail), 23479 nucleotides long. NCBI's taxonomy places the organism in Eukaryota, Metazoa, Mollusca, Gastropoda, Lymnaeidae. The record is from the annotation of a GenBank genome assembly.
GUAACAAAUGACAUCAUAGCUCUACAAAUAUGGCGGAUCGCAUCGAGCAUUCAAGGCGACAUUCCGACGUUAGAAUGAAAUCACGGUAAUGAUUGUGAAAUUAAUCAUGCCAUGGCCAUACAUAACUGAUUUUGGCGUACCUCAUUUUUUUAUUUCCUUGAAUUUUCGACUAUUGUUAUUUUCUGAAAUUUUAUUUUUCGAACUGAGAAAAUAUGCCUUAAUUUUAGUUAAAAUUCUAUUAAUUUAUAUUUCAUGUAACCUAAUGUCGAUAAUUGGCCUUUCUUUGUAUUAGUUGUCAUUGUAUGUUUUUGUUGGAACUCAUAUUAUAUUGAUAUUUAGCCUUUAAACCUCGACCAUAUUCAUUACAUCAGCAUAUUAUUUAAGUCAUAUCAGUUGACUCAUUUCUAAGCCUAAACUAAACACGUUUCUUAAACUUAUUUUUGUAUUUUUUUUGUCCAAAUGAAUGAGCCAAAUGAAAUCUUAGUAGUAAUAGUAUUCUUAGGCUAAGUUCAAGUAACUUUAGGCAUUAGGCUUACUUAAGUCCCUAAGCUAAGGUGACCAAAAGUCCCAUAAAAACAGGAUUGUCCCAUUUUUUUCACAAUCGUACCCGGUGUCCCUAAAAAGUCUCUCGGGACGUCUAAAUGUCCUGUUUCUUUCUAAAACCAAACACAUUUUCAUUUUCACAUAUUAGAUAAGCCGAAGGAGAUUUUAACAAUGGCUGGGACAACAGCCAAAUAUCCUCAAUUAAAAUCCUAGACUAGAGAAAUUUAAUUUGUUGUGAUGUAUUAUGUUAAUGUUGUAAAAUAUGUUACAUAAUGUUUAAAUAAAUAAAUAAACACUACAAAAUUAUUGCUUUCGUUUAUGAUAUGCCUCAAAGUUUAAAUUAAAUUACAAAUGUGAAGAUAAAUUAAAAAAUAUUUUUAGUUCUCAAAAUAGUUCAAAUGAGCAUAUUUCAAUAAACAGUUUUCGGCAGAGGCUCCCGGACCCCUCUGUAUCCCCCCCAACCCUCCUUGGGUGUGUCCCGUUUUUUCCAGAUUUAUUUAUUUGGUCACCCUACUCUAAUGUCAUGUUGGUUCGGCUCAAUACUUGGAGUUUCAGUGUGUAGGAUUCUCUAAUUUUUGUUUAUUCUUGGAUUCUUAGUCAAGCUAUCUUUUUUUUAAAAAUAAUUUUAAAUUAUAGUUUCAUAGGGUACCCAAUUAUAAAAUUUAAUUUUCUGACAUUUUGGGAAAUGAGAAUUGCAUUGACUAUUGUCAAACUAUUUAUUUUUCUGACAACUUUUGGAUUAUAAUUACCACAGUGUGUAACUGUAGCAUGCGUGAACUUGUUUUAGUUGAGGGAAGGGUGCGACCGCAGGUCAUUGAGACUUCUUGCUGCAUUUCUAGAGGCAUACAAUAAAGUAGCUUCUUUUGCCACAAAAUCAAUCAGAGCAUUGGAGCCGGAGCUAGUGUUUUCACUUGUAGCGUAGCCAGAGUUGGAGCCUAAAUAUUUGCUGACAUAUUUGGCUCCAACUCCAUAGUAAAUCUUCUAUUCCAACUACGAAUGUUAUUAUGUGCUCUUUAAAUUAAUUUCUCUUUUGAUAAUUUAAAUGCGGGACAAAAAAAUCACCACCAAAAAUUGGACUUAAACAGAAUUACAUUGUGAAAAUGAAAGUAGGACAAUCUCUUUAGUGAGCGAUUUGCGUUCUUCACUUAUACCAGGUAUUUUGGAAAAUAUUUUAUUUCUGAGGAUGAAUCAGGAUUGUGCUGAUUAAUAAAGUUAUACCAGCAUUAUUAUACUAAUUAAGUUAUUUUCCUUUAAAUAUAAUAAAAAAUGUUUUACUAUGUUAUAUGUACAUUUAUUUUGAUUUGUUUUAUUAUUCGGAGCUGGAGCCGGAAAUUUUAAUGGAGCCGAAACUUGGAGUCGGAGCCAAUUUGUAAACAUCUGCUCCAAUGCCCUGAAAUUAAUAGCCAUCCAUCCCUGUGUCGCUUCAACCCAUGUAAGACUUUGGCCUGCCUCACUACGUCCUUCCACUCAGACCUAACUAAGGCUUUUCUUUUCCACGCUUGAAUUCCAAGCUGCUGUAGAUCUUUUUCCACAUCAUCCAUCCAUCUAAGCCUAGGAAUGCCUUUGAGCCGUUUCCCUCUAGGGUUUUGGUGAUAUACCCUCUUCACUCCUCUGUCAUUUUGCAUUCUCUCUAAAUGUCCUGCCAAGCAUAGCCUACCCUUUUUUAUUUCUACUACUAGCUUUGGGAUCCUGAUAUAGACUGUACAAUUCCAGCAUAGCCGACCUUUUUUUAUUUCUGCCACUAGGGUGGGAUCCUGAUAUAGACUUUACAAUUCCUGGUUGGUUAGUAUUCUCCAUCCAUGUUCAUCCUUUGUUGGUCCAUAUAUUUUCUGGAGAACUUUUCUCUCCCACUUGUUUAAUUGGUGUUACGCACUGACUUAUAUUGGGAGAAAUUAAUCUCCUAUUUUAAUUUUAAUUGGCUCGUUGUAAACAGUGCCUAACAAAGGACGAUACCAUAUAAUCAACAAUAUUAAAGAUACGACCCAAAACAGUUUCUAGUCACAAUUAAUUACGAUUUAUUAUGUCUUAAGAUAAUUACAAAAUAAAAUAAAAUAAAAUUACAAUCUUCAACUUACAGUAUGGCAGAUGUCGUACCGGUACACAGUUAAUACAAUUAGAAAUAAUGAUGCCAAUAAAUAAUGCGAAAUAAACACAUAUAAGUAGGAGCACACAAAUACACAAAGAAUAAAACACGCCUCGUAAUGUUAAGAAAAUCUAUCGGAAAUCUCCGUCCCUCGUCCGUGCCUGUCAAUCCCUUAUAUAGGUGGGUCUACCGACGCCCAAGCCCUGCCUUCGAGACAUUUCUAGAAAAAUCAAAAUCAUUCUACAAAAUACUAUUUGGAACAGAUUAAUUAUUUUUAUUCGUUGGCGGCGUAAACAAGAAUACAUCAAAGACCUAAGCCACACCCCUUUGUGAACACAGCGUCUCAUGCGGGGUCAAUCAGAGGGCACGCACGAGAAAUAUUAUGUAAACAAGCUCUCUAUAACACCUCCCCUCUUAAAAGAAAAAAAUUUCAUUGUUCAAAAAUGGAAUUCUUUUUCCAUUAAAAUUGAAGAAAGUACAUUUCUUACUCUCAAAAUAUAAGACAAAAAGCUUCUUAACAGCUUAUAAACAAUAACAUAAGUGAAAAUUAAUUUCUGGACAAAGUAUCUGCAAUGACAUUAUCUUUGCCUUUAAUGUGUUUGAUGUCCAAAUUAUAUUCUUGUAAAAAUAGGCUCCAUCUUAACAAUCUUUGAUUUUUGGAGACCAUCUUAUUCAAAAAUGUUAAAGGAUUGUGAUCAGUAAAAACAAGUACUGAAUGUAAAGAACAACUGACAUAAAAAUCAAAUUGUUGGAGAGCAAGAAUUAAACCUAAACAUUCCUUUUCUACAGUGGAAUAGUUUUUCUGAUGUGAGUUGAAUUUCUUUGAGAAAUAAGAGACAGGAUGAUCUACAUUGUGGUCAUCUUCUUGAAAAAGAACUGCACCAAUGCCAACAUCACUGGCAUCUACAGCUAAUUUAAACUGUUUGUUAAAGUCUGGUGCAAUGAGAACAGGAGCAUUAGCAAGUAUAUUUUUAAUGUUUUCGAAUGCUUCCUGACAAGCAUCUGACCAAUGAAAUUUUGCAUUUUUCUUUAACAUAUUACUUAAAGGAGAAGCAAUAACUGAGAAAUUUUUGCAAAAUUUUCUAUAAUAACCUGCCAUUCCCAAAAAUCUCAUUAACUGUUUUCUAGUAGUGGGUGGUGGAAGUGAUACAAUAGCAUUUAUCUUAGCUUGAACAGGCUUUACAUGACCUUGACCCACUAUGUGACCUAAAUAUUCCACAGUUGCAUGACAAAAUUCACAUUUAUUUAAAUUUACAGUUACAUUUGCCUGCAAAAAUUUUUUAAACAGAGAUCUUAAUUGGUUUACAUGAGAUGAAAAAUCUUGACUGUAAAUAAUUACAUCAUCAAUAUAGGCGCUGCAAUUUUCCUGGUCAGCAAUAAUGUUAUUUACAAGACGUUGGAAUGUAGCUGGGGCAUUUUUCAUUCCAAACGGCAUUACUUUAUAUUGAUAUAAACCAUCUGGAGUACAAAAAGCAGAGAUUUCUUUUGCUCUGUCAGAUAGAGGAACCUGCCAAUAACCUGAUAGUAAGUCUAUCUUGGUUACAUAUUUGGCAUCACCUAUUCGAUCUAUAAGAUCGUCUAUCCUUGGAAUAGGAAAGGAAUCAGUCUUUGUGAAUGCAUUCACUUUCCUGAAGUCAGUACAAAACCUGUAACUUUUGUCAGGCUUUGGGACUAAAAUACAUGGUGAACUCCAGUUGCUAGAGCUUGGUUCAAUUAUACCAUUUUCAAGCAUGUAUUUUAUUUCAGACCGGAUUAUUUCAAGUUUUUCCGGAUUGACCCUAUAGGGAUGUUGCUUGACCGGAACUGCAUUGCCAAUGUCAACAUCAUGUACAGCAAUGUUGGUUUUAUUAGGUACAUCAGGGAAGAGUAAAACAAAAUCUGCAAUAACAGACUUAACAACAUCCUUCUCUGACAAUGACAAAUGUCCUAGUUUCUUAUCUAAGUUGGCCAAUACUUCUGAAUUUUUAAGUUUAUAAUUACCAACUUUUUCUGGGACACUUUCAAAGGUUUCAGUAACAUUUUCUUUAAGUACUGAAGUUACAGUUGAGAUUGUGUUAACAUUUGUUUCUGAGGAUGGACAAUGAUCAUCACAUUUUCUAUCAAAAUAUUCUUUUAACAUGUUAAUGUGACAUAACUGUUUCUUUCUUCUACGAUCUGGUGUUAACACAAUGUAAUUUAAAUCGUUGAUUUUGGACUCAACUACAUAAGGACCAAAAUAUCUAGCUUGUAGUGCUUGCCCUGGUAUCGGCAAAAGCACAAGCACUUUGUCCCCUGAAGCAAACUGUCUGAAUUUUGACUUUUUGUCAUACCAAACUUUCAUUUUAGAUUGUGAAUCUUUUAAAUGUGUUUUAGCCAAAUUAACGGCAUUAAAAAGUUUAGUUUUAAAUUUUUGGACAUAGUCAAGAAGUCCUUCCGUGGGUGUCGAUGACAUCCACGUGUCUUUUAAAAGUUUAAGGGGACCGCGAACCGUGUGGCCAAACACCAGUUCGAAGGGGCUGAAUCCAAGUGAUUCUUGAACUGCUUCUCUUGCGGCGAACAGUAGCAUGUUGAUGCCUUCAUCCCAGUCUUUCUCUUGUUCUAGGCAGUAGGUUCUCAUCAUGUUCUUCAACGUCUGAUGGAAUCGCUCAAGUGCUCCCUGUGACUCAGGAUGAUAUGCACUCGACAAGCAGUGUUCUAUGCCCAACUGGUUCAUCACUUGUUUGAAUAUUCCAGCCUUGAAGUUGGUUCCUUGGUCAGACUGUACAGACUUCGGAAGACCAAACAAUGUAAAAAACUUCGUCAAGGCUUUGACGAUGUUCGGAGUCUUGAUAUUGCGAAGAGGAAUAGCUUCUGGGAACCUUGUUGACGCACACAUGAUUGUCAGCAAGUAUUGGUGACCUGAUUUUGUCUUUGGCAGAGGUCCAACGCAGUCUAUAAUAACGCGACUGAAAGGUUCUUCGAAUGCUGGAAUGGGUUGAAGAGGAGCUGCUGGUAUCUUCUGAUUUGGUUUCCCUACAACCUGACAAGUAUGACAUGAUCUGCAGUAUUCAACCACAUCUUUCUUGAUUUUGGGCCAAAAGAAGUGCGACGUGAUUUUGUGAUAUGUCUUCUUUACUCCCAAAUGACCUGAAAGUGGUGAGUCAUGGGCUAAGUUCAGGACUUCGUUCCGGAAUGGGGUAGGAACUACUAUUUGAUGAACUAUCCUCCAUUCUUCGUCAGCAUUUGCGUCUGGAGGUCGCCAUUUUCUCAAAAGUAUGUCAUCUUGAAGGUAAUAACAUAUAGGGAAUUGUUCAGCUUCUUCUUGGGUCAAAGCGUUCUCUCGAAGUUUGACUAUUUCUGGAUCACUCUUCUGUUCUUCAAUAAGUUGCAUUCGAGUUGGAGUCUUGUAAUUACUAGCCUCUUCAUUAAGACUUGCAAAAAAUGUUUUUCCCAGGUCAAUUUCAGGAAGAAUUUUAUUGCUUUUUUGUGAAAUCUCUUUUGUGGAGAUCUUGGAACUCAUGGCCCUUGUCACAGCACAUGCUGGAUACAAUUCUUGAUCUUCUUCCUGAUUUUCAUUUAAACAAGGUUCAUGAGUAACGAUGGGCUCGGCUAUCACCUUCCCACCAGCUAAGUCAUUGCCUAGCAGCAACGAGAUGCCGUCCAAUGGUAAUGUUGGUCGGACACCCACAACCACAGGUCCGGAGACUAAGUCUGAUUUUAGGUUGAUGAGAUGUAAAGGUACAUCUAUGCAUCCCAGCUCUACACCUCGUAACAGGAUGUUGCUCCCAGUAGCAGUAGAUUCAGACAAGGGAAGUAUACCCUCAAGUAGCAAGGACUGUGAAGCACCUGUAUCUCGUAAGAUUUUGAUUGGUUGUAGACUGGAAAAAUCACCUGGCAGUGAUACGAAUCCUUCCGAUAUGAAAGGCAUGAAGUCUUGUAUGACAUCAGUAGUUUCUGAUGUAGAAUUUUGGACCUUGGUAGGUAAACUCUUGUUGGAGUCUUGAGAACAUUCGGCUAGGGUAGAGGAAGUAAAACUCUGGGUAGAGUCGUCAAAACUUGCACACAAGUCCUCAGUAAAACGCCCUCUGGAGGUAGACCUCUUCUUGGAGCAAAAGGAUCUUGGCGACAAGCUCAUAAAACUCGCAGUCGAAGCAGGAACUUGGCUGGAGUCAGUAAAACUAGCCUUAUUGUUCAUAAUGGAACUCUUUGAUGAGUCGUGACAAACCUCUUUGAAGUUUGUAUGGACAUCUGGAGAGCAAAAACUCUUGAAUUUUGAAAAUGUGUUUCCAGAUGUAUGACGAGACGUACAAGCGGAGACUUUGUGUUGUGUACCAGGAUGUGUGGUCUUCUCAGUUUUCUUCUUGAGUUUCCAGCAAUCAUCCCUCGUAUGUCCUUCUUUUUUACAGUAGGCACAUGUGUCUUUUGCACCAAUUUCUUUCGUACCGGGCUUGAAUGGUUUUUGUGGAGGUUUACUGUAAGUUGAUACAGCUGUCUUAUUGUGCCUGUCAUUUUUGGUGUCAGAUGGAUUCUUGGAAAGUUGAUGUGAGAUGGUGAAGUCGUCGGCUAACACUGCUGCCGUAUGUGCGUCACCUUCGCCACGGUCUGCAAUAUGUAUUCGCACCUCAGUACGAACACAGUUCUUGAACUCCUCCAUCAGAAUGAGGUUCUUGAAUUUCUUGAAGUCUGUCUCGGUGUUGGUUGCGUGCAGCCACUUGUCCAGGAGCCGUUCCUUUUCCCGGAGGAACUCAACAUGAGUCUGGCCAUCACGUUUCCACAGUUCCCUAAACUUUUUACGGUAUGCUUCGGGGACACAUUCAUAAGCCUUAAGUAUUAAUGAUUUUACUAGGUUAUAGUCCCCGCGCUGUUCCGCAUUCAGGGACACAAAGACUUCAGAUGCCCUUCCGGUCAAGGCUGGUUGAAGUAAGGUGGACCACAUAGUUUCAGGAAUUUUAAAAUUUUGGGCAGUUAUCUCAAACUGCGCAAAAUAUUGGUCAACCUCUUUUUCUGUAAAUUUAGGGAUUACUUUUGCAAAUUUAAUUGCAUCGCAACCCUGACCGGCUGGAGCCGUGAGUCUAUUUUCCAUUGCUCCUAAAUUGGCCGUUAUUUCCAUUUGUUUUAACUUUAUUGUUAGCUCUCUAUCUUUUUCUUCUUUCUCUCUCUGAGCUUUUAGCUCCAGCUGUUUAAGCUCUCGUUCUUUUUCUUCUUUCUCUCUCUGAGCUUCAAGCUCCAGCUGUUUCAGCUCACGUUCUUUAUUUAGCUCCAGCUGUUUAAGCUCACGUUCUUUUUCUCUCUGGGCAUCUAGUUCCAUUUGUUUGAGCUUUAGUUGGAGCUCCAUACUUGGAUCAGUCGGUUGUGUGACUGAGGCAAGUUCAUCUUCAGAUAACAUGUCUUCAUCCACAAAGUGAACGAUGAUCAUGUCUCGUAUGGUCUUUUUUACGGCCGAAUGAGCUACAUUUAUUUCUAGAGCUUUAGCAAUGGAAAAUAGCUCCUUCCUAGAACAUUUGUCUAAUGCCUCUACUGAUGGGUUUUCAAUAUCAAAAUCCAUUUUGACACAGGCAAAAUAUAACAAUGAUUUUUUUAUAAAAAUUUAAGCUUAGUGCACACACUAAUGAAAAAAUUGUAACCAGCUCUGUUGUUGGUGUCGUAAAAUGGUAUCGUGAACUCAAAUUAGUUUGAGUGUAUUAAGGUAAACAGUUUGUCAAAAUCCACAGAAAAAACGCUCAAUUUAUUAUUGGUGUAUUAAAAACUAUGGAUUAAAAUUAUCCUCGGAAAAUCCCACAAUUUGUUAAAAUUGGGGUCUAAUGAGAAUAAAAUAUGGAUUCGGUUAUCGCGGACGAUGCCCCCAAUUUGUUAGAAUUGGGGUCUUGAGAAAAAUAAUAAUAUAGAGUCCGCUAUAUCCGGGACGAGCAACCCAAUUUGUUACGCACUGACUUGUAUUGGGAGAAAUUAAUCUCCUAUUUUAAUUUUAAUUGGCUCGUUGUAAACAGUGCCUAACAAAGGACGAUACCAUAUAAUCAACAAUAUUAAAGAUACGACCCAAAACAGUUUCUAGUUACAAUUAAUUAAGAUUUAUUAUGUCUUAAGAUAAUUACAAAAUAAAAUAAAAUAAAAUUACAAUCUUCAACUUACAGUAUGGCAGAUGUCGUACCGGUACACAGUUAAUACAAUUAGAAAUAAUGAUGCCAAUAAAUAAUGCGAAAUAAACACAUAUAAGUAGGAGCACACAAAUACACAAAGAAUAAAACACGCCUCGUAAUGUUAAGAAAAUCUAUGUGAAAAAUCUCCGUCCCCUCGUGCCUGUCAAUCUCUUAUAUAUAUGUAGAGUAAGAUGCUUCGAGAAGGGCUUAUGACGUGUUGUUUACAUCUCUCGGGUUAAGGAGUAUAUUCCAGAAAUUACCCGAAAACAAUCUACCCAAUGCGUAAUUGGAAGCCGAUUGUAAACAAGCCACUUCAAAGACCUAAGCCGCACCCCUUUGUGAACACAGCGUCUCAUGCGGGGUCAAUCAGAGGGCACACACGAGAAACACCAUGCAAACAGGCUCUCUGUAACAUUGGUUUUCAGCCAUUUUUGUUAGGGUCCAAGUUUCCUUUACGUAUGUUACAACUGGUCUGAUUACAGUUUAUAAACCGUUUUCUUUGUUCGUCUUGUAAUGUUUUUACUUUUGAGUAUAUUCUCUGACUACUGAAGUAUGUCCUGUUACCGGCUGAUAUUCUUUCUCUUAUUUCUAUUAGUAAUUCAUUUCUUUCAUUUAAUAAAGAUCCUAGGUAUUUGAAUUGAUUUAUUUGUUCAAAAGUCUGGUAUCUAAUUUAAAUGGCUCUAUCUGACUGUUCUUCUCUUAUCGUAGUCAUUCUGUUCUUCUCUCAUCAUAGUCGUGUAUUUUUUUUUUUUGGUUGUUAACUUCCAGCCCUGCUUAAAGUGAUGUGUCUUCUAAUUCAAUAACGGCUUUUGAUAUGUCUUUAAUACUUUUUCCUAGCAGUGCUAUGUCAUCAGCAUAUGCAGGAUACUGAAGGGGUUGAUUGUAGAGAGGGCCCAUUGGUUGUAGUUCUUGGGUUUCCCUCUGAAAGUAUCCUGUUAUUGUUCCUCAGGUGUCAUUAUGUACACUUCUUAUAACUCUCUCUGUUAGGUUAAAUAGCAUACAAGACAGUGAGUCUCCUUGUCUUAGGCCUCGUCUAAUCUGAAAUUCCCUUUAAUAUUCUCCUUGUACCUUGAUUUUGCUUUUUGAGUUGUUUAAUGUUAUGUGUAUCAGUCUUGUCAGUUUAUUGGGUAUACCAACAUACACAUAAAAUUAAUAUUCCUGCUAAAAUUAUUUCAUUAAAUAAAUUAAUGUACUGGCUCAAAUUACACCAGGAAAGGGGGCGACCGCAGGUCAUUGAGAUUUCUUGGCGCAUAUCUAGAGGAAACAAUAAAGUUCUUCCCCUCCCCAUUUUAGCAGAUGUGAGUUUUCACAAAUUUUUUAAUACAAAAUGGUCGCCAUCUUAGUUGCCAUGACCUCAGAUGAUGUCUUGAGGUCAUGGCAAUCAAGAGCCGAGAUCGCACACUACACCAAGCUUUACCGAAAUCUUAUUAUUAACUAGUAACAUUAGUAAUAGUAAUACAUAGUGUUACAUGUUACAUAGGUUAAUAAGGGGAGAGACUGCAAUCAGGUUAGCACAAUAGAAAAUUAGUUAAACAAAGUAAAGUUAAACCUGAAAAAGGAACGUAACAAAACUAAUUUUAAUUUAUUAUGUUUUUUCUGUUUGUUUGCUGACUAAGGCUUCCUUUCGAAACGUUAGUUGUUUUGUUGUGUUCCUUUUUUCAGGUUUAACCUUACUUUGUUUUAUUAAUUUCCUACAUGUUACAAAAUUACAUAGUCGUAGUGAUUAGUUGUUAGAUUAUCUUAUUCGUAAUUUAGGUGACAAGCAGACUUAGCCGCUUGCCAUGAAGUAUGACGAAGCAUAGCUUGAUAAAUAUUAUCUCCAAAAUUAUAUGAACUUUUAACUUUAUUUUCUGAUGGGGGGUGGGUGCAACCUUUUGGUAACAUUUUGCAAAAGUUGGAUUUCUAAAUCAUUCAGCAUGUCAACGACCUUUAACAUGUUAACAAUUUUAGUUCAAAAAAUUAAUGCCUUUUCCUCUUUGCAAAUAGGACUAUAAAAUUACUAAUUUUUUAUUUUAUUAUUAUUUUCUUGAAUAAUCUACCCAAUUGAUUUCAUUGAAAGUACUAACAUAAGUAACAUACUAACAUCUUUAAUAUAAUCUUUUUAACCUGUAACUAUUUAUAAUGUACCAGGAAUAAGCCAUGCUAUGUCAAUGAAAUUAACUAUGUAAUAUUCUUUUAUAGGGAUGAAGCAACCAGCCAAAAGCGAGACAAAAAGAAACGCAAACACAAGCACAAACACAAAAACAAGCAUAAGCAUAGCAGCGGUGACCGCUCACGAAAACAUAAGAAGAAGCGACACAGUUCAUCUGACAGUGAAUCUGAACCAGUGGAGCACAUAAAGAAGCCGCGAUUAAAUCAUGAGGAUCCUGAACUUAAACGUUUAGAAGCAGCACGUCAAGCUCUUAAAGCAGAACUAAAUGGGCGAGGUGGUGAUGAUGCAUUCAGAGCCAUUACUCUAAUUGCUGAGGUAUAAACUAAAGUUCACCUAGUCAAAUGUGUUUUGUAAUAAGUUGAUAAUUUAAUAAUUAUACUGUAAAAGUUGAUUUAUGCUUGUAAAUUGUUACAUGUUUUUCAUUAAUCUUUGAUAAUUUUUGUGUGUGCAGGGCUAUGUUACUGAUUCUGAGGAAGAGGAAGGAGAAGUGGAGCAUGAAAAUUUGAAAGAAGAGCUCCGGAGAGCUAGGGAGGUUCUUGCAAGGAUGGAUUCUCAGGCUUCUAACUUUAAAAAAAAUGAUGAAUCCCAUUUAACAGACAGGAAUCAAAAUGACUUUACAGAUUUUGAAGACUUUAGAAUUUCAAAAUCCAGAGAUGACAUCGGGGGUAAUGAUUCAGAAAGUGGUAGGAGGCAUUUAGAAGGGAAAAUUUCACAAAUUAGUGAGCAAAGCAUGCAGCAAAGAAGUACACCAGAUAUUGAGUCCACAGAUUUGUUAGAUGAAGGCUUGGAGCUGUUGGACAGUGUUGGCAUUCCAUCUGCUCCAAAUUUCUCUACAAAUAGGUUAACACCAUCACUGGCAGCCAGACUUGGACCAGAGGUUAGUGCAGUUAGAGCGAAAGUACAGAGUCUUGUCCAGUCAACAAAGCAGAAAUCCCUUGAGAAAGAAUCUCGAUCCUCAAUACAACAAAGAAAGGAGCGAGAAGAAAAAGAAAAUAGAGUAGUGGAGAUUCUUGACAGUGACCAGGAGGAGGGUGAAGCGCGAGAUGAAGAUGAAGUCAUUCAAAUAGAUGAUGAUGAUGUCAUUGAGGUGAGAAAACAGUCCAAACAUAGGAAAUGGUCUAGUCAGCUAGACCCAGAUAUUGCCAUUGUAGAAGAGAGAUCUCAUGGUCCUUCUCCCAAAAAGAAAUCUGAUAGAAAGCUCAGGAAAAGUCCACAAAGGUAUGUAAAAAAAGGUUUGCAGUGAUUUGAAAAUGACAUUGUAGUGUGGGUUUAUAGUUUGACCUAUGGACAUUUUUGUUGUGUAAAAAUGUCAAUACUCUUAGCUGAGGUUUUAGUUGCAAUACUGACAAUAGUAAAACCAUGUUUGUAUAAACUAAAAUUUGUGGACAAUUAAAGAUUGAAGUACAUUUUUUUCACAGGCGGAGUGGUUUAAAUGACAGAUCAGAGUCAAAAUCUCUCCGUGAGUCUUCACGGUCAAGGAAAGAUGAUGUACGCAAAACAGAAGAUGGCAGAAGAAAGCGUGAAGAAAAUAGAAAAGAUGAAGGGUGGCGAGAGGAUCCAAGGAAGGAUGAAAGGAAACCUGUGGAUGAUCGCCGCAGGGAUGACACUCGUAGACCACCAGAAGCUAGAGAUAGAAGAGAUGUAGAGAGAUUAGAAGGCAGAUUAGAAAGAGCAGAAGGCAGAUCAGAAAGACCAGAAGGUAGAUUAGAAAGACCAGAAGGCAGAUUAGAUAGAUCAGAAGGCAGAUCAGAAAGACCAGAAGGAAGAUUAGAACGACCAGAGGGCAGAAGACCACCUGAAAGAUUAGAUCGUCCUGAUCGUAGAAGGGAUGAAGCACGUCCAGCUGAUAGAGGUGGAAGGAGGCGAACGCCAAGUCCAUUUAUUGGUAGACGGUAAAUAAUCGAUUAUUUUUUUCACACUUUGAUGACAACCAAUCUCAUAGAUGCUAAAUUUCUUUUUUUAAGUCCAAUGACUUAAUAAAUAGGAAAGGUACAAAAAAAAAAUAUUAAAAAACAUUUGAGAGGUACACUUCCUAACUAAAAGUAGAUUUAUCAAGUUCUACUUACAUUUCAGAUAUAAAUCGUCAACUUUAACUCUCAACUACUUUAGCAGUUCAAUACGUUAUUAUAAAAAUCAAAGUCAUAUUUUUUAAUUGAUAUUUUUGACACUGUAUAGACUUGUACCACCCAAAACUUUUCAAUGCCCACAGCAAGUAGGCGAAGUAGAUAAUGCUCUUGUGCUGAAAAUGUUCAAUAAAUGUUCAAUAGUGAGCAAUAUGUCUAUUAUUACUGUUUUUUUCCUUAAUUAUUAUUUGACUAUCUUAGAAAGUUUAAGAACUGAAUGUAUCAUUCACAUUUUCUUUCAGUUAUCGUGAGAUGCCAGAUAAAAAUAGAGAAAAUGAUCGCAGAGGGAGAUCAUCUGAAAGAGAUAAAGACAGAGGAGACUCGAAAGGCCCUGAAGAUAAAUUUAAAGAUAGCUUGUCAGAAGGUCUUGCUUUACAGAGAGAAGAUUCAGAUGAAGAUGAAGAGUAAGUCUUUAAGUACUUUAAGAAUUUCAAAAGAUCUCUCUCAUUAACCAAUUAGUUACCACAGGUUUAUCCCAUAGAUACACCUGAUUCUUCAGGCUUGUUUAUUCCAUAAGACUGUGUGUCAACUGCGAUUUUUAGGGUCUAAAUUUUGAGAUCAUCUGUAUGUUUUUUAAUUUCAAAAGAUAAUAAAUACAUAAAUCAUCCAGAAGAGGUUUCCAUCUCUUUAAGUGUAUUUAGCCAAGGAUAACUUAUUUUAAAAUUAUAGUAAAGUAUUUGCUUAUGCUUUGACUGCAUUUGUAUCUUUUGUUGUUUUAUUUGCUUAAAAUUACCACACUUGGAGUUAAUUUUUUACCAGUUACUUCUACAUGAAAUAAGUCUGGAAGGGUUGAAGGUUUUAGACAUCUUCCAUUACUUUGUUUACAAUUUAAGCUCCAUCCCGGCUUAUAACUUAACAUUACUAUUUCAUGAUAAAUAAAAGUCUUGACAUCAGCCUGGAGGAUGACGAGGAAGAUGCAGAUGCCAUUAUUGAGAGGAGAAGAAAGGAAAGACAAGCCUUAUUAGAGGUUUGAAAAAUAGUUUAGUUAGUAGCAGUAACUAUUUACCUGAUUUAUCAACAUAUUUUACACACCUCUACAAGUUUUUUUGAUUAAAUUUUGAAAAAACUAAAUUUCAAUUUGUAAAAUUUUCAGUUACAGUGUCUAUCAGGUUUUAACAGCUCUCCAUUGCUUUUUCUUUCUAGAAACUGAAGUUGUCCAAUCAAGCUGAAGACUCCAACUCAGUGAGUGUUCCUAGUGUAGGAAUGGAACCGGCCAACUCUGGGUCAGGUGAUCAAAGGUCAGCAGGAGAGGAGGAGGGUGCAAGGAAAAAGAGCCUUGAGGAUAAAGAAGAGAUGAGAGAACUUUAUGGGGACGAAUAUGAGGAUGAUGGUGUGCAAAGGUGACUGUCUAAAAGCUAAAGAAGUUAACUGCUGGCCGAUAAUUGUAUUUUGCAUUUUGAACAUCUAUUUGUGGAAAUUAUCGCUUGACCAAGAUCAGGAUUGUCAAAUCAGGUCCCUCCAAUAACAAAAUUGAGAUCAAUGUUCAGCAUUUUUAAAUGUACAUUUUUAAUGUGAACAGGAGUAGAUUUGAUAUAUUUCUGUAAUUUGCAACCAAGCUGCUGCAUCAAUAUGAAUGAGUUUUGAAUGUGCUUGGAUUUUUAUAGAGUAUUGUAUUCAUUCAAAAUAAAUAUUGUAGUUCUUUUUUUUUAAUUUCUUCCAAUUUUAUCUGCUCCUCUAGCAAUAAAGGCAGCUUACCAAACACAGCCAGUCCUGGUAGACAACGUAGAAGUGUCAGCCAGAUGAGUAGUGCUAGUAAAGAACAUCAAAACGAUGAACAGUCUUUGAGCAGAAGAGACAGAAAGAGAGACAGUAGAAGUAAAAGUGGAAGCAGGCACAGCCGGAGUAGAAGCAGAGGGCGUGAAGAAAAAAGAGGCAGAGAACGACAGCGUUCCAGUGGCAGCCGCAGCUCUUCAAGUUAUAGUAACAGGUAAAAAAACGUUUUAAAAGUUAAACAUAGCUUGCUGGUGUUUCUUAUUUCCUGUUUUGUGAUUUAAAAAAAAAAAAGAAAAAGUUAGAUCCUUACAACAAAGACAUAAAUUAUCUGCAAUACUUUUGUGAACCAGAUCUAGUAGCUCUGAUACUGAGAGUAGUAGAAGCAGUUCAGAUGAUGAAGAGGCUACAAAAUAUGACAAAAGAAAAGAUACAAAAGAAACAAAUGGAGAGAAGAAUGAGCAAGAGGGAACAGUUGAAGAAAGUGGUGAUCAGCAGAAAGAUGGAGGUAUGCAUUACUGAUAUUUCUGUCACUUGAUCCUGGUAAUAGGUCUCAAACCUAAGUUUUCAGUAAACUUUAAAAAAAUAAAACAACUUUUGUCAGGGUACAAGUUAAUGUAGCAUUUUUCUUGAGAUUUAUUGACACAACAUAUGGCAACAAAUUUCAUCCUUCCUCUUCAAAAACACAAAAAAUAUUUUUAUAACUUAAACUUGCUCACUACUCUCUAAAUGUCAUGGAAAUCAAUUACUGCUAUACUGGGUACGUCACUGAACAACAAUGAACCACAAAUUCUACCACAGUGUUUCCAGAUUAUCACACACACACAUUAUUGGAGAUUACUGACAUAGAUCAUUUAUAUGAUCAAUAGAUAUGUCUUAUAUUUUAGCACUUCUUUUUUAACUAUGAUAGUGGAGUAAAGAUUUUAAAAAAUAUUUUUUAAAAAACACCAAGGGUUUAUUAUUUGUGUGUGUAUGUGGUGCUAAUUGAUUUUAUUUCUUUCCCAUAUUUCAUUUGAAAUCGGUUUUAUUGAUGAUUUCAUAUUUAAAUUUUUGUCUAGAUGGAAAGAAAAUAAGAAAAGAAGGUGAUGGUGUUGACAUGUUUGCUGACACAGAGGACAUGUUUAGUGAAAAUUACAAUGUAAGUUCAAUUCAUUAAAAAUUUUAUUUACAAGACUUAUGUGUUAUACUAUGAAUCAUUAUUUAAUUAUAUCUUCAUGUUCUGAAGCUGAUCAUUAUUCUGAUAGAAAUUAUAUUGAUUGCCAUACUUAUUAAACUACUUAAUACAUUUUUCAAAUAAGCUUUUUUUUCUCCAAGUUUUGACAAAGUUAUGAACUCUUGGUUACACUUGAAAGCUAUCAUCGACUUCUGUCUUUGAGUACUUUGUUUAGGUAUAUUUGAUUGUAAAUUUCAAGUUGUACAACAAUGCUUUUACAGAGUCCUGGGUUGAGGAGGGGGCUGAUGGGUGUGGCUGAAAAUCCAAAUCUGACUGACAACUGGGAUGAUGCCGAGGGAUACUACCGUAAGUUUCAUUGCUUGUCAUCAUAUAUGUUUUAAGCUGAGAUAAUUUGGAUAGAUGGUUUGAGUUACAGUCUAAUGCAAUAGUGUAAAAAAACAAGUAAAUUAUUUUUCAAACAUGUCUUAAUAAUAUUAUACCAUUUAUGGUUAGACUACUCAUAAAUGCUACCAUUUGAAAUAGUCCUUUCUUGGCUGGGCUUGCAGCUUCUGCUUGGUUAAAUUAUAUUUAAAAUCUCCUCUCAUAAUAUUUCUUUAACUAAAAUUCAUACACAAUAAUUUGAGGCAUGAAUUAAUAGAUGGCUUGUAAUUGUAUUCUUAACUCAUUUGAAUUUUUCACCACCAUCUUCAGGUGUACGUAUUGGUGAAACUCUAGACAAACGCUAUUCAGUGUAUGCUUAUAAAGGUCAGGGCAUGUUCAGUAAUGUAGUCAUGUGUCGAGAUGCUGCUAGGGGAAAUACUGAUGUUGCCAUCAAAGUUAUCAGAAACAAUGAAAUGAUGUGAGGACCCUCAUUCUUUUUUCUCUUCAGAUAAUUAAUUAUUUAAUUUUGGUUAUGAACAUGUUAAUUGGCUAUGAAAACCAAUCAGUUUUUUUAAGCUGGAAAGGUUCCUAUAAAUUUAAUUAACAGAUAAAAAUGUUAUGAAAAGUAUUGGAUUGAAUUAUCUUUAACAGCAUGCUGUGGAUUAUUUUCAAAAUAUCCCUUUCAUCAGGUUGAAAACAGGCAUGAAAGAGUUGGAAUUUCUCAGGAAACUUAAUGAUGCUGACCCUGAUGAUAAAUUUCAUUGCCUGCGGCUGUUUCGACAUUUCUACCAUAAGCAGCAUUUGUGCCUUGUGUUUGAACCUCUCAGGUGGGUUAACAGUUUGUUACUGACCAGCUGGGUCUGUUGACUUUUUCAGUUAAAGAGUACUCGUAAUUUGAUUGUUGUCCACCAUGUGCAGUUGAUUACCUAUUUUUUUUUACAUAAACCUGUUUUAAUUAUGUUGUGAUAGUGAAUGUUGUAAGAUCCAGAGAGGUUCCCUUUCUCUUAAUUCUAAUCAAUAUGAGUGCUUACAUAAUUUAUUUUAAAUAAUAUAGUAUGUUGUCCUUAUGCAAAAAAAACACGAUCCACUUCAAAUUAAUUGUAUUAUUUGUCUAUGCAUAUUUCUAUAAAUUGAUUUGAUAGGGUUUCAAGUAAAAAAACAAAACAACCUACAAUCUAAGAUUUACUUGAAAGUGCUUAGUAAGUAUGGCAAGAAAAAAUCAAUGGCUUUGUUUUAAGUUCUCACGUGCUGUGAAGUCUUUUUUGGAUGAUCAUUUUGCUACACUUCUUAUAUUUUAAAGAUUAACAUUGUAUUUGUAUUUCAAAGUAUGAAUUUACGUGAGGUGCUGAAGAAGUAUGGGAAAGACAUUGGUCUCCACAUCAAGGCCGUCAGAUCUUACAGCCAGCAACUGUUGCUUGCUCUGAAACUGCUCAGAAAAUGCAGCAUUCUCCAUGCAGAUAUAAAGCCUGAUAACAUCCUGGUGGGUAAUAGGAUUAUAUUUCUCUUGCAAACUCCAGUUACUAGUUACUAAAACUUUUAUAUUUAAAAUUUUUCUUCAUAUUAAUUUCUCCCUUCCUUCCAAUAAUGGACUUUCUUCUUUCCAAACUUUGUCUAUUUAAAAGGUAAAUGAGUCCAAAAUGGUGCUGAAGUUGUGUGAUUUUGGCUCAGCCUCUCAUGUUUCUGAGAAUGACAUCACACCAUAUUUAGUCAGCCGUUUCUACAGAGCUCCAGAGAUAAGUAUGUUGCCUUUACUUUUCUCAACCAUUUUGUGAUAAAAGUAAGAUGUAGAAAAUAUGGAACAUCUAAAGCCGGGAUUGCCUUAUCAUUAAUUUGUUCUUUCUGCAGAGCAAAAAUCACUGAUUUAGAGUGAAUACAUCUCUAUAAACCACCAAAUAACAUUUUAAAAAAAACUUUAAUAGGGGCUGCCAUGACCGGUAACCAUUCACGAAUCAUGUGGUGAAUCAUGACGUCAAUAUUUACAACACGUUUAUAUACAUUAGAAUGUCGAUGAUCAGGACAGGGGCACAGUUAGUCUGGAUUAUCUAGCUCUUAUUAUACAUAUACAUUAUAUACAUGGCAUCUUUAUCUCGUAUUUGCCCUGUAAUAUAACUAUGAGAUUCAAAAUCAUUUUUUGUUAUAGUUCAUGUAGUUUAAUAAAUAGAACUGUAAUUGUAUUGGCGCUGAUAUUAUUUUGGCCUGUUUUAUUUUAAGUUGAUUGAUUGAUCGAUCUGGUGAUGUUUAACAUGAGUAAUUUUAUACAAGUUAUUUCCUGUAGGAUACCCUAUCACCACAUUAUGGUUUUUGAUGGCUUCAAUCUCUUUCCUUUAUAGUUUUAGGUCUUGGCUAUGAUCACAACAUUGAUACAUGGUCCGUGGGCUGUACAUUAUUUGAGCUGUACACUGGCAAGAUCCUCUUUCCGGGCACCAGCAAUAACGACAUGUUGAAAACAGUUAUGGACUACAAGGGAAGGAUACCCAACAAAAUGAUUCGUAAAGGGAUGUUCAAAGAUCAACAUUUUGAUUCUUCGUACAACUUCCGUCAUCAUGAGAUGGACAAAAUUACCCAGCGGGUAGGAACUUUUCUUUAGAUUUCUUUAAAAUGAUUACAGCGUUGUUGGUUUAAAUUCAGAGUAUUAUUUUUGCCUUAACAGGGCUGAUUGAUCUGUUAAAUUCUAAAUCCCUAUAGUAUAGCAAUCAAGAGGACAAAUGCUCCAAACCAUUAAGUUUUAAAAAUAAUAAAAUACCUGUAUAAUAAACCAACCCCUAAAAAAAAAAGUUAAUGUGCAUUCUUUUGCAACUUAGUGAUGGCUACAGUUCUUAAGUUCAUUGUGUCAUAUUUCUUUCAUCCUCCCCUUGAAAAUUUGGAAAAACAGAUCAUGCACAAAUGAUCUGCUUCCUGGUUAAGUGAAGGAAGCAAUGAAAUUAUCUAGCAAUUUUUAGAAGAUUUGACAGAACUUGUUCAGAAGUUGCAUAAUCUGUCAGGUCUUUCUUUGACCCACAAACUGUGGUUGGCCGAAAAAAUUGGCCGAUAUUUUCAUUCUGUACUGUGGCAGCAGAAAAAUCGGUAGAUAAAAAACUCGGUCCGAUAGCAACUGAAAAUCCAAAAUUUAACAGGAAUUAUAGCCACUUCCUUUUAUUAAUAAUUAAAUCAUCUUCGGGUCAAGCUGUUUGUUGAUAACUUAACAAUAAGUACUUUUUAAUCUGAAUUUUAUAUCACUGUUUUUCUUAAAGCUAUGGCUGAGCCGUCAGUACGAGAAUUAAUAGAAAUAUUUUUUAAAGAUUUUUAGGAGAGGAUUUAAGUGAUACUGAUGAUGAUUUUAACAUUCCCAUGACAAUCUCAGUUCAGAUUCUUCUUCUAGUGAAUCCGAUACUAGUCUUGGUGAUCCUGAAGUAGGCCUACUGUUAGACUUUGAGCCAGGCCCCCAGGUUGGGCAAGGACUGACUGAACUUAAGUCACAGAAGCUACAGAUUAUAGAUCAGAGCUAAUAAAUUUUAGUUUCAAAUCAGUUUCACAGUUUUAAAUGCUUACUAGUCAAUAAUAAAUUUUUUGUCUGAGAUUUUGUAUGUUGUACUUGGUUUAGCUGUGUUUCUUAUUUUCUUAGUUUCUUAUUUUUUUCAGUAAUAAAUGACCUAAAUUUACUAAAAUUGCUUUCAGGGGCAUAAUUUUAAUAAAAACCUUAGCAAACUAAACAUUUUCUGAAAGAUAAAUGAAUUGGAUACCACAUUUAGAUUAGUACUUUAAUAUGGAAUCUAUAAAAAAUUAAUGAUGUUAUGAGCACUUGAAAGCAAGACAUUUUGUCGAUUUUUUUUUUUUUCUGGAGCACUCCAAGGUCAAGCACAAUGAAAUUUUUUUUUUUUACAUGUGGGCAAAAUAAAGCAACUUUAUCCCCAUACAUUUACCUUUCUAAAAAUAUAUACUUAUUGGGGUCUUGUAUCAAUAUUUCUGUCAUUUAAUGCUAUUUCUAAAGGCAGCUCCCACACUACAGAAUGGUCUAUGCCAGAGUUCGUGGGUUAAUAAUAGACAAAAAGACCAAAAUUAAAUUGAAUUAAAUUCAAAGAAAAUAAAUUUUGUUAUGUGUAAGGAGUUCUCAGUGUUAAUGUUAAGUUUAGAUUAAAUUGUUCUUUCCUCACUUUCAUUGAUUUUUUUUAUUUUUAAUAUUCACAACAAAUUUUCUCCUUUGAGUUAAUGUAUGGGCUACAGCCAAUGUUUAUCACUCCCUUGCUUGUUAGGAAAAAGUCACUGUGAUGUCCUCAAUCAAUGCCACCAAGGACAUGCUGGCAGAAAUGGUCCCUUACAACCGACUUCCUGAGGACCAGCUUAGGAAGGUUACUCAACUCAAGGACCUGCUGGACAAACUCUUGGCUCUUGACCCAUCCAAAAGAAUUCCCAUCAACCAGGCAUUAGCUCAUCCAUUUAUUACUGAGAAAAUUUGAAAGACUGAGAAAAAAAAAGACUUUUACAGCUUAACUCAAUGAAGCAAGGCAUAUUUACUUGAAAGGUUUAUUCUCAAUAAAAAAAGUUUCAGUGUUCAUGAACAAAAAUAUUAAAAUAUACAGUUUUGUACUAUGUGAAAACUGGAUAAGUUGUUGAUUUUAAUAUAUUACAAGAGAAGAGUUGAUUAUGCCUAAUUUUCUUAGUGGAAAUAUGUAUUAUUGAGAGUUAAUUGAUCUAUAGACUCCAAACCUUACAGAUUUCUAUGUUAUGAUUAUUAAUCGCAUUUUUAAUACACUCAUAACCAAAGAAUGGCUGACAUGUUGGAUAAAUCUCAAUGGCUUUAAAAAAAAAAUCACUAUCACAAAUCUGUAGCCUGACUUACAAAUAUAAAGCCAGCGUGAUGUUUUGAAUUUAAGAUUUUAGCCAUUUUGAGUUAUCUUUUUCAGGGUUAUGGUUUUUGUUAGAUUUCUCCCAUAUACUUUUAUUCUCUAGUGUCCUAGUACCAUUAAUUGUUCCAUUAAAAAAGAAUAUAGUUGAAUAUUUUACCUUAUGAAUUUUCUGUGAUGAUUGCAGUUAUGAAAAGGAAGAGAUGUGGGGGAAAAAAGAGUUGAAUUUUGGGAAAUACGUGUACCUGUCUUUUUGUAUUAAAUUUUCAAAAUUAAUUCUAUUGCGUUUGUUUCCUCUUCAUUUUUUCCUCAUGCCAAUGGAGCCUUAUGUCUGACCCGACCUAUGACCCCCAGCUACUGGAAAGGUCACAAUGAAAUUUGAUUUUCAAGGUCAUGUCUCUGCACCUUCUUCAUCACCAGCUUAUAAUAAAGGUUUUUCUUGCGUAAUUUCAUUUCAUUUUGUUUUUGGUUGCCAUAAUUAUCAACAGCCCAUGCAACUAAUUAGAUUUUAGCAGUGCAGAAUGAUGAGAGCUGCAAUAGCUUAAUAAUUAGUGCGAUUCUUUGUAUACCUAAAGAUAAGCGUAACGAAUUGUAUCUCUGCUAUAGUUACAUUUCAACUCAUUUUUUAAUCCACAGUUUUAAACACAUGGCAGAGGAAACACAUAGUUUCAUAGAUGAUGUGACAUUUUAUUCCUAGUUAUGUUUGAAAUCUUUCAUAAAACACAUCUCCAAACAGAAAGACCUAAAUUUGUUGACUGAGUUAUUAGUUUUAAAUACUUUUUAAUAAAAAAAAUGUUGUCAGUUUAACGGGAUCUUACAGUCAGACAGUCUUUACAAAAUGCAACUUAGUGGUCAACAUGAUUGCUCCCCAUUUUCAAUAACUAUAGAAGACAUUGCAUCAACUAUCUCAUUCCAACCCCCCUUGCCCCACUGAAUGUAGCUGUAUUUUUUUUUUUACUAAACUUGUCUCAUCUUUUUUCUAGGUUGACGUAGAGUUGUUCUGACUACAGGAGACACAUUUAAAGGUUAUAACAUAAAGUGUACACUCAGUACCUUGACACAUGAAAACAUCCUAAAUUAAACACCUGCUGAUUUAAAUUAAACUUGUCAAAACCAAUAAUUAUAAAAUGUAUACAUUGAAACAUACCUGAACUCCAUUCACAGAUUUAUGAUCAUUUGUAAAUAUAUAGUGAUACAUGAUGUAUAUGAGACUUUUAUCAAGAUAAAUAUGUUAAUUUUUUUUAAAUUCUAGUUUGCUAAAAUGUUUGAGACAAUGCUAGCCAGUCUUUUAUAAUCAGUACAUCCUCAAAUAUAUCUUCUCUUUCAGCAUUCGUAGGACACAUCGUUAAAACAUUUUUGGUUAAUUUAAAAAAAAAAAUGUUUUGAAACUAAUGCAGAAAACCCGAUUCAACUGCAAUUUUGUGAACUUUUUCAAAAACCAAAAAUGUUCAGUGUCCUUACAUAAAUGUCAAUUUUUAUCUCACAGUUAUUUUUCUUUUGUUUCAGGUAAGUUCUUGUGACUUCGUUUGGCCCUACUGGCUGCCCGUGAUGAUUGCCAUUUACAACUAUGUACGGUCGAAGAAAUAGAAUGUUUUAAUAUAUUUAGCUUUGUGGAUAACAAGACUGUGAAGAGAAAUCACCUCUCCAAUUCACACUAGAUGAUCACUGCUGGGUUUUAAAAUUGUGUGGUGCUGAUGAGGGUUGGGUGAUGUUGAGUUUGAUUUGUUUUCAGUUCACUGUGGACUUAGAUGUUUAGUUCAUGUUGAUUUUAAAACCUUUUGAAAUUGUACAUCAAAAAUAGUUUUGAUGGUCUAUUAGAGUUGCUGUCAAAUUAAAAAUGUAAUUUAUAAGAAAUUCAUUAUAUUUGUCUUGAGUAAGUCAGUGUCAAGAAUUUUGUGGAAAAAAAGUGCAUCUCAGCCACAACUUGAUAAUGCAAUGUUUGAGUUCUUAUUAUACAAUCUCUUCAUUAAUAGUGAAUUAACGGCUGUGUGUUUGAUCAAGUAAACUGCAGCAGCCUUUAAAGUCAGUUUUUAAUCACAGGUGCUAAAGCUUCUUUAAGGGUUCCCAGAUAAUGCAAAUGCAAUGGAACAAUUGUUUGUUUAGCUUUAUAUAUAUAUAAAUAAAGUCCCAUUUUUUAUGCUAGUACUCUGAACUUAUUGACCCCUCCUAGUACAAAAACUGCAUUGCUAUAGCCAAGAUAGAAAUUCAACCAAGUGUUAAAAAUAUAGCGUUAUAUUAUAAUAGUUGAUGGCAAUAGCAAGGUUUGCUGCUGACCAAGUGAUAGUGGAUUCAAAUUUGUCAUGGUUCUUCCCCAUUUUAUAAUAAAAAGCCAAGAGAGGUAGCUAUUCUUGGGGAGGAGACAAACACAGUUAAAAAAUCUAAGCCACAUAAGUCUGACUAUUGUCUUGCUAAAUCUGAA